Molecule: messenger RNA, 642 nt
Organism: Striga asiatica
Lineage: Eukaryota; Viridiplantae; Streptophyta; Magnoliopsida; Lamiales; Orobanchaceae
Source: the annotation of a GenBank genome assembly
AUGGUAGUGAGAUUUUUCAAGAAAAAUCUUGUUCGGAACUUACUCGAGUGCUCUUGCGGUCCCCAAUGCAAUCUUGACACGAGUGUUCCACGUCAAAGGCUUAAAGAUGCAGAAAUUCGUGCAAGGACCCGUUUUUAUGGAACUCAUAAACGAGAAGGUGUUGACCAUGCUCCGAACAAUACCCAAUCAGCUCAGUUACAUUCGGAUGGUGCAAUUUCGAAAUUUCAGACACAAUGUCCAGGAAAACCUCUGAAUUCGAAAUCAGCAACUGAGAACAGCUUAGCAUCUAUUGGUGCCCUGUUGACUUUCUUCGGGGGCACAAUCGGCAUAACGCCUAGACCUCAAGUACCUUGCGCUUCUUGCGAAGUUAGGGGAGCAAAAGGCUGGUUGUCGAGCUUCUCAAUGUCCAUGGGUGACUUUCUCGAUCGUCUCUUUAUGACGAAAAACGCAACUAUAGCCCCAAUGACCAGAAUAGAAAUAACAAUUCCGGCUAUAGCACCGCCGCCAAUGCCGGAAGAGCCUCCGCCGCCACCGGACGAGCCUUCACCGCCACUGCCGCCGCCGCCACGGUGGUUCCGGCUGGGCCUGACAGCUGGCGGAGUGCCAGGUGGCGGUGGAGGGGCAGGCCCGGAAUUGAAUUGA